Messenger RNA from Anisakis simplex (herring worm), 498 nucleotides. The record is from the annotation of a GenBank genome assembly. Lineage: Eukaryota; Metazoa; Nematoda; Chromadorea; Rhabditida; Anisakidae.
AUGCAAAUGGCUUAUUACGGCGAUAAUCCAGCACUGUAUUAUCGUCAGUAUCGCGAUGAACUGAAUUAUGUAUCAUUCGGUGAAUCAACAGUUCCAAACAAUAAUCCUCAACAAACUUCUUCUUCCUCUAGUUAUGAUAUCAAUCCUAACAAUGCCUCAAUUGAUCAUGUCGUUAGUCAAGUUGAGCAUAUCAGCGGAUUGAUCAACGACCUGGUCAUAAGCGCCAAAAAACGUGUCGAUGAAGUAGUUGAGCGUGGACAAAUGAGUAUCGCUGAAUUGAACAAACGAAUCGCCGUUGGAAAAAGUGAGGUGGAAGAUAUGAUAGGUAUUGUCGAAAGGAAGACGAAUAACUUCCCACUAACCACUCUAUACGUGUUCCUCAUAGUGACACUAAUAAUUCUGAUUGCUUUAUUAUUGUUUUUGUUGAGUACAGGUAGUUCACGUGCGCUGAAUCGUUAUUAUCGUAUCAAAAAAACGAAACAACAAGAAACUAUAUGA